CGGGGGCGGACGGCGGCGCGGGGGAGUGCGAGCGACAGGAACCAUGGUGAACGUGUGGCAGCCACCUAAUCUCUACGAGCUGUGUCCGGCGUACACGAAUCUCACAGCGUGUACCCCUUUCGCGUUGAUGUACCUAGACUUGCUGGUGAAGCUGUUUGGCUCAGCGUCGGACGAUGCACCUGACCCAUUGGACGGAGAAACGUACGACUUCAUCGUGGUAGGCGCCGGCGCAGCAGGUUCUGUGGUGGCCAACAGGCUCAGCGCCAUCGAAGAAUGGAAGGUCCUACUCCUAGAAGCUGGUCCCGAAGAACCAGAGAUCACGUCGGUGCCUGGUCUGUCCACAGCUCUCCUCAACUCCAACAUCGAUUGGCAGUUCAAGACCAUGCCCAGUGACUACUCCUGUUUAGCCUUUGAGAAUCAGCAGUGCAGAUGGCCCAGGGGUAAAAUGAUGGGCGGCUCCAGUUCCAUCAACUCUUUCGUGUAUAUUCGCGGGAACAGACUAGACUACGACGGAUGGGCGCGGCGUGGGAACACAGGAUGGAGCUACGAGGAGGUAUUACCAUAUUUCAAGAAAUCAGAAAGGAAUCUGAAUAUCGAAGGGCUCAAUCGAAUAUACCACGGUGUGCACGGAGAGCAGGCUGUCUCCAGGUUUCCUUACGUAGACGACCCUUCCAUCAUGAUCACUGAGGCCUUCGCCGAGAGGGGGUUACCCCUGAACGACUACAAUGCCGCCAUCCAGUACGGAACCAUGCAGGCCCAAGCCAUCUCCGAGGAGGGCCAGAGAGCAUCCACCAACAGGGAGUUCAUCAAACCCAUCAGAUACAAAAGGAACAAUCUCAGCAUCAGAACAGAAGCCGAAGUUAUCAAAAUACUGUUCGAUGAACAGAAAAAAGCUUCAGGUGUCCAAUUUAUAAAAGACGGUCUCAUAUACACGGCUUACGCAACGAAAGAAGUUAUAGUCAGCGGCGGAGCUAUUAAUUCUCCACAAAUUUUAAUGCUUUCCGGAAUCGGGCCUAAAGAACAUUUAGAAGAUUUGGACAUACCAGUGAUAGCUGAUUUACCGGUUGGUGAAAAUCUACAUGAUCACGUAACUUUUAAUGGACUUGUUGUAGCAUUGUCAAAGGAAAGUGCUACAACUGUCAGUCAGGAUGAGAUGAUUCAGGACAUAUAUGACUACAAGGAGAUGGAAGUCAAAAGAGGCCCUCUAUCUGGCAAUGGUCCAGUCAACAGUGUGUCUUUUUAUGUAACACAAUUCGGCUUGCCAGCUCCCGACAUCCAAGUACAAGUAGAUAGUGUAAGCUGGAAAGAAUAUAUUAGUGAGCCGUCAGUUUAUGAUGGUCUAACUAUCUUCCCGACUGCGUUCUAUGAUGGAGUGAUUCCAAGAGUGAUGAACCUUGUCCCGAAGAGUAGAGGCCGCUUGCUGCUGAACGCUAGUGAUCCUUACGGACAUCCGUUGAUUUGGUCCGGAUAUUUGACAGAUCCGAGUGACGUAGAAGUGCUAAUAAGGGGUGUGAAAGAGGUUUUGUCUUUGGAAAGUAGUCACGCUUUUAGGUCUAGAGGUGCUCGCUUCGUUAGGGAGCCGUUGAAAGCAUGUCAGCAGUUUUCUUGGGGGACUGACGCGUAUUUCGAGUGUUUGGCGAGGUCAUAUACAUCUAGCCCUUACCACCCUGUGGGGUCAUGUAAGAUGGGUCCGGGGGAUGACCCCACAGCGGUGGUGGACCCCAGGUUGCGGGUGUACGGGGUGUCGGGGUUGAGAGUGAUAGAUGCGUCGAUAAUGCCGCAGGUGGUGAGGGGCAACACGAAUGUUCCUUCGAUUAUGAUCGGCGAGCGAGGAGUGGCUUUCGUUUUGGAAGAUUGGAAACGUAAAUCUGAGCAGAAUGUAUAAAGUUGGUAUAAUAAUUAUGUAUGUAAGUAUAUGAUGUAGGUACAUUAGGUCUUUGCUAAAAGGAUGACUAUGGAGGGACCUAGUCUUCAACA
This is a messenger RNA of Leguminivora glycinivorella, 1977 nucleotides long. Its product is annotated as glucose dehydrogenase [FAD, quinone]-like. Bases 44 to 1885 code for a protein of 613 amino acids. Gene Ontology annotation, molecular function: oxidoreductase activity, acting on CH-OH group of donors; flavin adenine dinucleotide binding. Lineage: Eukaryota; Metazoa; Arthropoda; Insecta; Lepidoptera; Tortricidae. The transcript is spliced from 6 exons. The record is from RefSeq and is a predicted model, not a curated record.